Messenger RNA from Paramecium primaurelia, 701 nucleotides. NCBI's taxonomy places the organism in Eukaryota, Ciliophora, Oligohymenophorea, Peniculida, Parameciidae. The record is from the annotation of a GenBank genome assembly.
AUGGAGAGAUAAUAAUAUCCUUUAGCUAGGAUAGAAUUCUUAGAAUAUGGAAAAUAAAUCAAUAAUGAUUGGAUAUUGAUAAAUAAAUCAAGAUUGAUGACUUUAUAAAGUGUAUUAUUAGAAUAGUUAAGAUAUUAUUGCUCAUAUUAGAUUUAAUGUUUAUCAACUGGAAAUAUAAAUUGAAUAAUCCUUAAAAAAAAAAGUUUUCCCUUUUCAGUGGAUGCCUAUUGUAUUUCAGUAUCUUAAAAUAAUAAAAUUAUCGCUCUCACCAAUAGAGUUUUAAAAGAAUAGAGAUUAUAGUUAUUGAAAAUCACAAUAAUAACACUAAUAUUCAUUUUGAAGAGAAAAAUUAUAUCAAAGACUUAUAAUUUUCCCCUGAUUCCUCACUCUUAGCUUUUGCAACUAAUAAGGGAGCAUUCAUCUAAGAUAUUAUAACAAGUUAAAUAUUGUAGAAUUUUUAAGUGAGUAAAUGUUGUUUAUCGAUUUGUUUUAUUGGGAAAGAAUAAUUAGGAAUUGUUUUAAGUGGAUAACUAGUUUUAUAUGAUAUAAAAGAUCUUUAAUAAACAAAAAUAUCAUCAAUUAAUUAAUUACCGGAUCUUACUUUGAAAAUGAUUUUUUUAGAAAAAAAAUUAUAAAUUUGUAUAUUUAGUUAAAAUUGCAUAGCUAGCUUUGGUAAACAUGUUAAAAUAAUAGUGAAUUGA